GAUUGAUUGAUUGAUUGAUAUGAUCGCAUGAUAUCAUGGAGGAAUUAGGCCUAGUUUAUGUUAUCCGGUUCAGCAAUUAUCAAAGUUUAUGAACAAUCAGAACAUAAAUUGCAAAAACCGAUUUAUAUGAAGGUUUAAUUCUACUAUAUCAAGGGCAGAGAUUUUUAAAGUGUGAAACAACAAGUGUUCAGUCACUGGAAAAAUUGUUAGUAUGGACCUCAUAAUUCUGCAUUGUCAGUGUAAACACAAAAUUUCUGUAGAUAAUACUGAAGGCAAUGAUCUCACAGUCCUCGAUCUCAAACAUGCUGCUGCGAAUGCUACAAAUGUUCCUGUUGAAUCUCAAAAACUUAUAUUUAAAGGAAAAUCACUGAAUGAUCCCAGUCAGCUACUCCAAGAAGUUGGUUUAAAAAAUGGCAGUAAAGUAAUGUUAAUAGGCAAAAAGGUUGAUAUAGAAGCUGAUGUUAAUUUCAAGAAGAUCAAAGACAUUGAGAAGAAAACUGCGGAUUUUGAAAAGAAACAACUUGAAAUACAGGAAGAAAUUCAAGGUAUACAAAAGGGGUUUCUACCAGAUGACUUGGUAGCAGAUGCUUUAAAAAGGUUACAGAAGAGGUUAGCAGUGUGUCAGGAGGAGUUCAUGAGGUUGCUGGAACAGCUAGACACGCUAAGUAUAGGUGAGAAUCACAUGGUAAUAAGGAGCAAAAGGAAAGCCACAGUGCAAGUGAUACAAGGAAGACUAGAUUUUAAUGAUUCCUUAGAUAAAAAAAUCAUUGACUUUUCGCAACCGUGACAACAUCCAAGAAAAGUGAGCAAUGCAAAAAACCACAGCGCUGGGAAUUUAGCAAGACUUAUGUUCAGUUUCGUACAGAAAAAAAUUCUUGUAUUUGUUGAUAUGGACAUAGGCCUAGUGCAAGUAAAAUUUUUAAGGUAUAAGAGUGCAAUUUCCGGGCACCAAUAGGAUCAUAUUCUUAAAAUGUUCUCACCACAGCCCCAACUAUGGUGGGCCCUACCGCCAAAUCCUGCAUUGCGCCAGCAUCUGACACUCUACAUCACUCGCGCAAAUCAAAGCUUUCCUGCAAAUUCACUUAUUCAGGAUCUAAAUAUGGAAACAUACUGAUCUGGAUUUUAAUAUAAAAUGUACACUGUGACACCCCUGUGUCAAGCCCUAUAUGGAGGAGCAGGGAACCUGGAUAGAUUACUUAAGCUUCAAAAACGUGUUGUCAGAAUUAUUGAUUUAGCUUCAUUUGCAUCGUCUUGUGAACCUAUUUAAAAAACUAAAAUUAUGGAUCUAAACAAUUAUUACAAGUUACUUCUUUUAUGUUUCAAUGCACAAAAGGUCAACUCCCAACCUCUGUAUUAGCUUUAUUUCAUGAUUAUAAACUUACACACAGUUAUUAUUUAAAAAAUUCAAACUCACUUCACGUUCCUUUUGUAAGACUAACUAAAAGCCAAUUUUUUAUUUCUGUAUACGGACUGAAAUUAUUAAAUGAUACUCAUGUUAAGUUUAAAAAUUGCAAUAGAACCCAUACUUUUAGAAAGCAGAUGAAGAAAUAUCAUUUAGAAAUGUACCAAUCUUAACUUAUGUUCAUCGUAUUAUUUUAGUAUGUAUAUUCUGUGUGAAUUAUGUGUUUGUAUGUAUAUAUAUAUAUAUAUAUAUAUAUAUACUUGAUAUGCAUUUAUUAUUAUUAGUUUUUUACUUUUUGUCUUGUCAGUGUCAAAUUGAGACAAGCUUUGCUUCUAAAGCUUUGCUUCUAUUUCUGAUCCUAAUUAAUCAAUUUUAAUGUUGUCCACUUUAUCAAUUUAUGUAUUUGAUAAUAAAUUAAUUAAUUGAAUAAAUGUUAAUUAAAUAAAAUUAAAAUUGGAAUCAUUGUGCUGAUUUGUGCGUGGUCUGUGACUAUCUGGCUGCUGUACAAGAGGUUCUUAUAGUAGCUUCAUGUUUACAUCC
This is a messenger RNA of Anneissia japonica, 1942 nucleotides long. Its product is annotated as BAG family molecular chaperone regulator 1-like. Gene Ontology annotation, cellular component: cytosol; membrane; cytoplasm. The transcript has 7 exons. Gene Ontology annotation, molecular function: protein-folding chaperone binding; adenyl-nucleotide exchange factor activity. The record is from RefSeq and is a predicted model, not a curated record. Lineage: Eukaryota; Metazoa; Echinodermata; Crinoidea; Comatulida; Comatulidae. Bases 212 to 787 code for a protein of 191 amino acids. Gene Ontology annotation, biological process: protein stabilization.